Messenger RNA from Entrophospora candida, 981 nucleotides. Lineage: Eukaryota; Fungi; Glomeromycota; Glomeromycetes; Entrophosporales; Entrophosporaceae. The record is from the annotation of a GenBank genome assembly.
AUGAAUUCUUCUGAAGAUGGUGUUUCUACAUCUACAUUUAUUACCAGAAAAUCCAGUUCGGGAAGACCUGAGAUGCAAGUAUGGAACCAUUUUAAUAAAACCAUUUCUAGUAGUAGGGGACAUUAUGCAGCUACCUGUAAUUAUUGUGAAAAAAUUUGGGCACGUGGUAAACCAGAUGAACUUCAAAAUCAUCUUGCAAGUGAAUGUGACAAGUGUCCAGAAACUAUCUGUGAUGAAUUCAUUGAAAUCAUUUCAAAUUGGACUACAAGAUUGAAUGAUAACAAACAAAAUAAUAUCAAUCAACAACUUGAACCAGCCAAUGACUCACCCAGCUGUACAUCAAUUUCAAAUACCAUUUUAAAUCCAGAAAAUGCUCAAAUUACAAUAAAAAUCAAUGAAGAACUUCAAAAAGAAGAGAAUAUUACAAUUGGAUGUGGAUUACAAGAUAAUAUAUUUAGAGAGAAUUGUUUGUUUGCUGGUGAAUUGUUGCAAAAAAUUGGUUAUAACACAUCAGCAGUUAAUUGUUUAAUAGCUCAUAGAUAUUGGCUUAAUAAACCUCCAUUUGAUCUGGGGUUUGAUUCUUUAAGAGAUACACCUGUCACUUGGUGGCAAACAUGUGUUGAAAAACCACCUUUUAUUCAGACAAUUGCUCUUAAUUUACUAAGCAUUGUACCGCAUUCAGCAAAUUGUGAAAGAAUCUUCUCUGUGCUUCAAUGGUUUUUUGGUCAACGAAGAUCAAGGUUAGAUCCAAACCAGAUUUCAAAGAUGGCCAGAAUUCAUUCAUAUUAUAUAUCAAAUUCAAAAAAUCUAUUACAAUAUUUUGGUCAAGAAUUAACAUCUGAACAAAUUGAAGCACAAGUAGUUAAUGCAACAUAUCAUCUUACUAAUUCAAAUGAAAUUGAAGAAGAUGUCCCAUUUGCUUCCUUAUCAGAUGAUGGAGAUGAUGAAUUACCUCAAGACUCUAGAACAUUUUGUAAGUGA